CUACAUAAUAAAUUCAAGGUUAUGAUCACAUUCCUCCUCUGAGGUAUCAGGUUUUCCAAAUGCCUCCCCAAGUAUCAGAAAUUCUUAAAAACCUCCCCUCAAAUUUCAACAUUCAUGUUCUAUAUCUUUUUGUUGCUGGAGGCUGUCUUAGCUGUGUGAAAGCUGAAAAAAGAGGGAGGGUAUGGGAAACAGGAAGGUAUCUGAUAAUAACCCUAUAUUCAUACACGCUUCAGAAAAUAAACUCAUGGCUUUGUCUUCUAUAUUGCCUUUUUUUUCUUUCUCUGUAUUUCUUCUACUAUUUUUAUCUUACAUUGCUGCUGAGCCAGAAAUUCUGUACAAUGACUGUUAUGUCAACAGUAUAAAUGACAACACCACUUUGGCUUACCGAGUAAACCUCAAGAUCCUUUUAGAUUCCCUCCCCAACACCACCCCCCUAUACAAUGGAUUUUACUAUUCCUCUUAUGGGGAAAAUUCUGACAAAGUUUAUGCAAGGGCAACUUGUAGACCAGACAUGGAUCUGGAAAGUCGUCGAGAUUGUGUAACUUUCGCCACUCGGAACCCGACACUUCUCUGUCCCAAGUUGGGCAUGGCACUCUUCGGAUAUGAUGAUGGAAUUUAUACUAAUUGUAUGUUACGUUAUGCACAAUAUGACAUGAUUGGCGUAAUGGAAAAUGCUCCUUUUUUUUUUGUGCAUGCGGAAAGUAACAUCACACAAAAUGUGGAACAGUUCAAUCAAACGCGGCACAGAUUGUUGCAGAGGCUAACAAGUGAAGCUGCAGCUCGGGUUCCUGACAAGUAUGCUACUGGAAAACAAGUAGUUUCAGGAAGUUUAACAUUAUAUGGACUUGUUCAGUGCACUCCUGACUUAACCGAAAGUAAAUGCAAUGAGUGCCUCAAUGAUGCCAAUAAACUUAUGCCAAAUUGUUGUGAAACAAGCCAAGGGGGAAGAGUAAUAACCCCAAGCUGUAAUUUCAGAUACGAGAUAAGCGAAUUCUACAAGUCUUCAAUUGUAGAACCUCCAGUCCCCUCUUCAACACCACCACCCGGAAAGAAGAACAAUAAUUUCAUCAUUAUUGUAGUUGUUUCGGUUGCUAUAUCGUUGAUACUAAUCGUAGGCAUCAUCAUCUUUAUAAGAUGGAGGAAAUCGGAGAAGAAAGAUCAAAAUGUGGAAGAUAUAAAAGAUGCAGCGUCGUCCUUACAGUUCGACUUCAGCACCAUAAGGAUUGCCACAAAUAACUUCUCUGAUGAUAAUAAGCUUGGACAAGGUGGAUUUGGAACGGUAUACAAGGGCAUGCUUUCCAACGGACAACAAGUAGCUGCUAAGAGACUGUCCUCACAUUCUAAACAAGGAGAACUGGAAUUUAAGAACGAGGUCCUACUAGUUGCCAAACUUCAGCAUAGAAAUCUGGUUAGGCUCCUUGGCUUCUGCUUGGAACGAAAUGAAAGGAUUCUCGUUUAUGAAUUUGUGCCUAAUUCAAGUCUCAAUCGCUUCAUAUUUGGUAAGAUUGUGCUUGAACUGGUAAUUCAGGAUGCUUUUGAUGUUUUCAAUUUCAAAUCCCUUGAUGUUUGAAAUUGCAGAUCCAAUCAACCGUGAAAAUAUGAACUGGGAAAUGCGUUACAAGAUCAUAGGAGGCAUUUCUUGAGGGCUACUUUAUCUCCAUGAAGACUCAAGACUUCGAAUUAUUCACCGUGAUCUCAAAUUAAGUAAUAUUUUGUUAGACUCAGAUAUGAAUCCGAAAAUUUCUGAUUUUGGUAUGGCAAAAUUGUUUGAAAUGGAUCAGAGUCAAGGUGACGCAAAUCAAGUCGUGGGGACCUUGUAAGUAUAUAAAAAUUAAGCUUAACCAUUUACAUACAGUGGAAAUUGUUGUGACAAAAAGGUGGAAAUUUCUGAUUAUAUGCAGUGGGUAUAUGGCUCCAGAGUAUAUAAAGCAUGGGCGAUUCUCAGUUAAAUCGGACAUUUACAGCUUUGGCAUUCUGAUUUUAGAAAUCGUAAGCGGUCAGAAGAGAAGUGGUUUUGAAAUCCAAAAUGAAUCGGACGACCUUCUAACCUAUGCAUGGAAAAGCUGGAACGAAAGGUCAGCUGUAAAUCUAAUAGAUCCUGCUAUGAGGGAUAAUCCAAAAACUGAAAUGAUGAAAUGCAUCCACAUUGCCUUGUUAUGUGUUCAGGAAAGUGUCUCUGACAGACCAAGCAUAGGUUCAGUUGUUUCUAUGCUUAACAGCGACUCUCUCAAUCUCCCAGCGCCUAAAAAACCUGGAUUCUAUAUGCAUACUACAACAGAAUCACAGACGACAUCGUCAUCUUUUGAGCAGUCUCGGUCAAAUAACUUAAAUCGACACCGAAUUGAAGGCACAACAUUAUCACAAAAUGAGGUUUCAAUUACCGAGCUAUAUCCUAGAUAGUGUGAGUGAAGUUGAAAUGGGCCUUCUAGGAGCAGCUUCCUGGAAAUAGAAGAGUAGGGUGACCAAUCGCAUCUAUGGGUAUUAAAUGAUUAAGGGAUUUUAAAUUAAAGACUUAGUCACAUGAGAAUUUGCAUGUGAGUGUAUUUUUUUUUUUUCUUGGGGUUGCAGUUUAUGCAAUUAAUGUUGAGAAGAGAAUUUGCAGUA
Messenger RNA from Mangifera indica (mango), 2604 nucleotides. RefSeq names its product cysteine-rich receptor-like protein kinase 25. The record is from RefSeq and is a predicted model, not a curated record. The transcript has 5 exons. Gene Ontology annotation, biological process: protein phosphorylation. Bases 182 to 1570 code for a protein of 462 amino acids. Gene Ontology annotation, molecular function: protein kinase activity; ATP binding. Lineage: Eukaryota; Viridiplantae; Streptophyta; Magnoliopsida; Sapindales; Anacardiaceae.